Messenger RNA from Candoia aspera, 2548 nucleotides. RefSeq names its product PHD finger protein 13-like. The record is from RefSeq and is a predicted model, not a curated record. The transcript has 6 exons. Lineage: Eukaryota; Metazoa; Chordata; Lepidosauria; Squamata; Candoiidae. Gene Ontology annotation, cellular component: nucleus. The coding region runs from base 467 to 1399 and encodes 310 amino acids.
GCGAAGGGGGGGCGGGAGGAGGACUCCGUCGAAGCUCCCCCCGCGCUGGCUUCUGCACGCGCGCUCCCGCCCCUUCCCCUUCCUUCCCAGGUGGUACUGCCCUCCCGCGCCAGUCCUGGCUGGGCGGAGCCGGCCCGGGGGAGGCGGGGUUGGCGCUCAACAGCCGGCGCCGGUUGCAGCAGGGGGCUGGGAAGGCGAGCGGCGAGUCCCGCCAGCCCUCGUUGCGUCGCCGCCGGAGAAGGAGGAAGCGCGCCCCGCCGCCGCCGCCCUCGCCCUCGCCUUGCCCGGCUCUCGCCCAGCACCGCAGCCCGCUUUCCGCGCGGUGCCGGCGAUCCCGCUGCUCCGCCGCCCGGGGUCAGCCGGCCUAGCUCGCCGCCCCGGCCCGAUCCCUGCGCGCCCGCACUUGGGGAGCCGCGGCCGAGAGCGGGGGCGGGCGGACCAGCGGUCGGCUCGAGUCGCGGCGGGGAUGAACAGCCCCGAGGAGGACGCAGGAGCGAGCCCCGUGCCCAGUCCGGGCGUCCCCCCCUUCGACGAGCCCCCCCAGAAAAGACAGAGAACUGUAGAAGACUUCAAUCAGUUCUGCACCUUUGUGCUAGCCUACGCAGGCUACAUUCCAUAUCCAAAGGAGAAUGAGCCAUGGACAUAUCGAGGCAACAGGAGCCCUCAGAACAGUACAGGAAGCACACAAGACAGUGACAGUUGGGGAUCAUCGCAGUCCUGCGACUCCCAAGUGCUUUCAGAUGAUGGAGGAGCCAGGAGCAGAGUGUACAAGGGGACAGGAGAGCUGCUGAGCUGCCCUAACGUUGCCAGUAGCUUUUGCACCGGUCGGCACCAGCAAACUAAGAAGAGGAAGCAGUCGGCAAAGAAGCUCAGUGUGAACCAAGUGGCGGACAAGGGGUUGAUCCCCUUGAAGGACCAUGUGCAGAGAACACUUGAGGCUUGUGAGGAAGCGAAGGAGCUGAAACCCUGUCUCCAGGAACUCCCAUCCAGACCUCUCCUGGAGAAAGACUGGAUCCCUGGGCUUUACACUGAAGAGAAGCCUGAGGAGGAGAGAAUCAGCCCUGCCUCUUGGAAUGUUGUGGGGCAAAGCACGGAAGAACUUGAAGGAGGCGGCCCACAGCUUAGCAAUCUGCCAAAGGAGUUUGUUGCGGCCUCAGACUCCAAAACAGAUGAAGAUGAUGCUUGGGAUUUAAUCACUUGCUUCUGCUUAAAGCCCUUUGCUGGGCGGCCAAUGAUCGAAUGCAACGAGUGCGCUACUUGGAUACACCUCUCCUGCGCAAAGAUUCGCAAGUCCAACGUGCCUGAGAUCUUCAUCUGUCAACGCUGCCGUGACGCAAAGCAAGAGAUUCGCCGGUCAAACAGAGCCCGGACCGUCCCCCGCAAGCGCUUCUGUGAUUAACUGUAGCUGGGCGGGAUGAGGGGCCGCCCUCAGAGCUUUGAUUGGAUUUCUGCUGCCAAGACAAUCAAAAUGUGGGAACUGCCCUAGGGAGAGAAGCGAGGCAUCCCUGGGAGUUUCCAAAACGUUGACAUGGGUAUCUUAUUCCAAAUGUCGAAAUGGGGAAGAGGACACACUGAGGUUCUUUCCCGAAAUGGUCUGUCGAGGGUGCUGUUGAGAUCUCAGGGUUAUGCUAGAGCAGCAAAUGCACAGACGCCUGGCAGGCGCGGGGGACGUCUGGGGAGGGGGUGGGUGGAAUUGCAGCAGGCAAUGCACUAAGUCAGCCAGUAGCCUCUCUGCCCUUGUGCAGAGGUGCCUUUUCUCAGCAGACAAAAAAGGGAGUAGUAGGCCCAAACAGAAUUUCUCUGUGGUACGCUAGCUGCUUGGACUUAGAAUGGGUGAGAUUGCGCACCCCGGUUUUGUGGUCGUUCUUUGCCCCUUAGAACAGUGGGUUGGGAAGCUCCUUGACCCCUUUCCCAAAAGCACACUUCCAGGGGGACAGUCCCCUCUUUGUGCGCACACAGCUUAGGGAGGAAUCUCCUGCAGCCCCUCUGGAGGGCUCUGUCCCCAGGACAGCUGGCAUCAAACACCAGAGCCGUGCAUCCUGCUCCCCGUUCUUUCAGCAUUCGAGCAAGAUGCCAUGCUAUCACCAGGCUAGUCACUAUUGGACCAGGAAAGGGGGGUUUAAUAUUCCCUUACUGUACAUACUUGGUAUGCAGAGGCUUAGAAAAUAUUUAGUUGUACCUACUCGACUCACUUACCCAGCCUAGACUUCCAGUUGCACUACUGUCUUGUUUGAAGGGAAUGUGGGUCUCGCGGGAAGGGGGCAAACUGGGAAAGGCAGUGGGGCCCUCUUAGGAUCUAAAAAGGGGGAGCCAAGGUAGAUGGAUGGUGGGCCACCUGGCAGAAGCAGAUUGGGUCCUGCUUGUUUCCAGGCUGCUUUUGGAAGAGCAUUCUGGGGAUUGCUAAAAGAAAGACAAGAUCUGUGUACUAUGCAAACUACUGGUAGUUCCCAGGAAAAUUGUGCCAGCAAGCAAAUGCUUGUCUCAAAGAUGACUGUCACUCUACCCCAGUGUUUCUCAACCGUGGCCAUUUUAAGAGGUGUGGACUUCA